GAAGUGUGGUUGUCAUGGAAACAUUCAAAUAACUUUAUUUAGAUUGACAAAGGCGGAUGUUUUCGUUGACAUGGCGGACCUAGGCCGGCAGUUACAGGAGUACGUGGCUCAGAAUAAAGCCGGGGGCAGUGGCAGUUCUGCGGCUUCUUCCCCGGGGGAGCGGCAGAGUUCUGAGCCGGGAUGGAGGGCCUGGUUCUCGCCUCCCAGCGGCGGCCUGUCGUGGUCCUGGAGCGCUCUGGAUCCGGACCCUUUCCUGCCGGGGAUGUCCGGGACGCAGAGAUUGAUGGCGGCUGCUCUGUGUGCGGCCAUGGCGGCUCUGUGCUUCGGCCUGGCCGCGCUGUAUGUGCCGCUGUUGUUACUCCGGGCUCGGAAGUUCGCCAUGCUCUGGUCUAUGGGGUCGGUUCUGGGUCUCGGUUCCGUCAGCCUGCUGCGGGGCCCCAGCCGCCUGCUCCGGGAGCCGGACCCCUGGACCUUCUUCUACCUGGUGGCCCUCGGCGGCACGCUGUACGCGGCCCUGGGCUUCCGGAGCACCCCGCUCACCUUGCUGGGAGCAGUGGUUCAGGUCAUCACCGGCGCUGCCCUCCUGCUGGGAAUGUUACCGGGCGGCGCCGCUGGGAGGCGCUACAUCAGCGGCCUGUGCGGGAGUCUGAUGCGGAAAGGAGUCUCCAAAGCCCUGCCUGUGUAAUACUCCGCCUGGGGCCCAGUGUGAAGAUAUGGACUGUGGGUCUCUGUUAAUUUGGGACCCAGGACUGUGGCCCCUGGAAAGCUACAGGCUGUAUUGUGGCCCCUCAUUGGAGCUUUGACUAUGGCCUCUGUGAAGCUGAAGACUCUGGACCAUGAGUCCCUGUUAAUCUCGGGGUUCUGGACUGUGGCCCCUGUGAAGCUGAAGUCUCUCUGUGGCCCCUGUGAAGCUAAAGGCUCUAGACCAUUGGGUCCCUGCUAGUAUCAUGAAUCUGGACUGUGGCCCCUAUGACGCUAAGGGCUCUUUAACUGUGGCCCAAUUGAAGCUGAAGACUCUAGACCGUUGGGUGCUUGUUAGUCUCAGGGUUCAGCACUGUGGCCCCUCUGAAGCCGAGGGGACUUUGUGGCUCCUGAACUGUGGCCCCUGUGUAGCUGAAGAUUCUAGGCCAUUAGGUCCCUAUUAGUCUCAGGGAUCUGGACUGUGGCCCCUAGAAAGCUGAGGGCUCUUUCUGGUUACUGAUCUGUGGCCCUUGGGAAGCUGAAGCCUCAGACCAUUGGGUCCCUGUUAGUCUAAAGCAGUAAUUUACAACCUGCCGCUCUCCAGCCGUUGCAAAACUACAACUCCCAGCGUGCCAUGAAGAGUGUGAGGACAUGCUGGGUGUUGUAGUUUUGCAAUAGCUGGAGAGCGGCAGGUUGAAGAUCACUGGACUUAGGGGUGCAGAUUGUGGCCCCUGUGAAGCUCAGGCUCUUUAUUUUGGCUCCUGUCUGCUCUCUACCGCUAGACAAUAAACUUUCUUACCAGCAGAGCUGACCGCUGUGGUGCCCACGCCCCACCGCCCGCCUGUGAUUGGUCGAUAUCUCUAGAUCUCCUCGUAAUCUGCCAAUGGGAAUGGACGAAACAGUCACAUGACACUAUAAUAUAUCGCACCCACAGACAUAACUAAUCCACCCCAGAACUGGACAGACAGUGUUUGGCGCAUCUUGGGCUCUUUUCCCGACAACAUGUCCUGACUUAUUUUGCACAAGUAAAUUGCCCCAAAAUUAUGGCGCGCACCAUUACUAAACCUGGAGCGUUUCAGGCCUCCUCUUCGCCACACUACUUUUCUCGUUAGGUGCAAUAAUAAAUCCGGUGCACGGCAGACUGAGCGAGACGGCUCUCUAGCACGUGAAGCUCCGUAAGGGUCCAUUCACACGUCAGUAUUUUUCUUUUCUAGAUUUUAGUUUUUUGCGGAUCCGUGUUUCUGCAAAAACCUUUUAGUUUUUACCAAUUGUACAUUAGCAUCUGUUCCGCUUUUCUGCAAAAGAACGGAAGGCGGAAGAAUAUAUGUUGCUAGGGUACAAAAAAAAGAAAAAAAAAGUUUUUUCUAUUUCCUGGAAACGGAUCAGCAAUUGCAGAUGACAUAUUGAUGCGUUCCUCAAUUUUGCGGACCCGUUGGCUACAGUGGGACCACGGACCGCAUUUUGCGGACCAUAGUAGGACAAGCUUUUUUUUUUUUGCAGAUCUGCAUAAUGGAACAACGGGCCCUUGAAAUAAAUGGGUCCGCAAAUUUGCGGAGCGGAUGACAAAAUACUGACGUGUGAAUGAAUGCUUAAGGAACAUAAGCUCCACAUUCAGGUCCGUUGGAAAGUUAAAGUCACGUUCGCGUCUGCGGCAGGUUGAUCCGGCCGCCAGUUCCAGCAGAGAAUUGCGGGAAUCGGCUGAGCAGGAACUGCAUUGGUUUCUGUCCGGCCGAUUCUUGGCGUAUUUUCCGGGUAGAGGCCGCUGGACCCCGUUAUAAUCAAUGGGGUCCUGCAGGCAAGGCUGGUCCCUAUCAGAACAACCCGCCGGAUCCUCUGCCACAGAUGUGAAGCUAGCCUACAUAGCGCCAUGCUGGACCGCUAUUCUCCUAAGCUACGUUACAUAGCACUCUCUUCUAUACACUGGUCAGGGUGGUCUCCUGCGUGGACUUCACCACCUCUGCUGGCUGAAUACAUUAAAAAACAAAACCAGGGGUGGACAUGCCGCUUGUGCAGCCAAUCCAGCUCUACAGGGGCCCAUUCCAGCAGUAAAGCUGUAGCAGAAGUGCACGGCUAAGCUGAGAGUGGGGCUUAGUGAGCUGAUGGGGGUGGAGCUUAACCAUGAGACAGGGGUCCGGAAAGGCCGAGUCCACACCUGGUGGUCUCCCCCAUUGUAGCCAGGCAAUUACUCUAAGGUUUUGACUUCAUGAAGCUUUGUAACGGAGGUUGUUAAUAUAAAAAUCUAUUUUUGAAGAUUUAUUGAUAUUUUUCUAAUAAAUUUAUAUUAAAUUGC
Messenger RNA from Bufo gargarizans (Asiatic toad), 2971 nucleotides. RefSeq names its product SFT2 domain containing 3 (gene SFT2D3). The record is from RefSeq and is a predicted model, not a curated record. The transcript has a single exon. Gene Ontology annotation, cellular component: membrane. Gene Ontology annotation, biological process: vesicle-mediated transport. The coding region runs from base 71 to 685 and encodes 204 amino acids. NCBI's taxonomy places the organism in Eukaryota, Metazoa, Chordata, Amphibia, Anura, Bufonidae.